AUGGCCGUCGAUCUGAAACAGCAUCUGGAGCUCGUAGACUACCUCGGAGUCGUCGCCGUCUGGUUCGUUCUUUCGCAUUCUCGCUAACUCUUUCCUAAAUAAUUAUUUUUGGUUUUCUGGUGAACCACUUCAAUUUCCAAAAAAGCGAAUCGUUUCAAAACAAAGAAUAUUCGGAAAGCGAAAACACGAAAAUGGGUUGUUUUGGCCGCGAAAGAGCCGUUUUCAGGUGCGUCUUCUUCGCCAUUCUGUUCGUGCUCAGUUUCAUCUUCAAUUUCACGUGCAUCAAGAAGGACGACGACAUCACCGCCCUCGAGAGAGUACGUUCCCUUCCCCACUCCCACCCGAAAUGAUUCCUUUCAGUGGGGAUACAAGAAGAACAUCGGAAUGCGUCUUGGACCUCACCGCCAUUCGACGAUCGGUCGUCAGAUGCCACACAACAUUCACGACUAA
Molecule: messenger RNA, 450 nt
Organism: Caenorhabditis sp. 36 PRJEB53466
Lineage: Eukaryota; Metazoa; Nematoda; Chromadorea; Rhabditida; Rhabditidae
Source: the annotation of a GenBank genome assembly